Cladophialophora immunda is the source of this 1983-nucleotide messenger RNA. RefSeq lists its product as uncharacterized. Gene Ontology annotation, cellular component: mitochondrion; Cbp3p-Cbp6 complex. Gene Ontology annotation, molecular function: ribosome binding. NCBI's taxonomy places the organism in Eukaryota, Fungi, Ascomycota, Eurotiomycetes, Chaetothyriales, Herpotrichiellaceae. Gene Ontology annotation, biological process: mitochondrial respiratory chain complex III assembly. The coding region runs from base 86 to 493 and encodes 135 amino acids. The transcript has 2 exons. The record is from RefSeq and is a predicted model, not a curated record.
UUGCUAAUGAACUUGUCCGAUCUUUUGGUAGAGCAGCCCCUAGCUCCGACGACUGACAAUUCAAAAUCUGUCCCACAGCCUCACCAUGGCAGCUAAUCAGUCGGUCGUUUUCAAGCACUGGGCGCACAUCAUCAAGCAAUGGCCCCUCGACCGUGUCCGCCCGGCUCAUGUCCAUUUCCAAAAGGUCAUGCAGUCCCGUCUGCAAAAGCUCCAAUCACCUGCUCCUGCUGCGGCUUCUUCCAAGUCUAACGAUGCCCUCGUGACGCCUGUCGAACCAUUUAAUGAGCAAAAAGAAAUGCGACAAGUCAAUGCUCUGUACUCGCUGCUUGAAGAUCGAUACGCGAAGGAAUACCCUCUCCCGCAAUCUGUCCGCCAGCCUAAAAGCAAUGUUUCCCACUAUGAUGAUUUGAUCAGGGAGCUGGACGAAGCGCCAGGAAGAUCAUGGGUCACGUCCUUCUGGAAUCGUCUCAAGGGCUCCGUGCGAUUGAGAUGAGAGAGAAAUUGGUAAACGAAUGCUGUCACCUUGCCCGCGUCCUCUUUCAAUAGACCGACUUUACCUGCAUGAAGCUACAAAGAGAGGUUCUACGGUCCGAGACGACAUACGCUUUAAAGAGUCCGCAAUUGGAUCCCGGAUGAGCGGCUGAGUUCGACCUGUACAGUGGACAAUUUCACCCUCGACUUUGUGCUGCAACAGAAUCCAGUUGGCAGCAGCAUGAGGGAAGGGGCUGAGCGCAAAGCGUUGGACUAGAUCCAUUGAAUGAUGGUUUCCAGGACUCUUGUCCAGAAUACCUGGCUUUCCUAGGUUAGAAGAAGGCUUAUGCAUGGCCUGAUCAACCUGACUCCGGCGGCGAAGCCCAACGGGCAGCUCUAACCAUCUGCUGCGCUGAAAGGGAGAAGUCAGACCGUUCUCGGACCUAAACCCUUCUUGGUGGCCUCCGACGACCUCGAAUCGGCCUCACAUGAUCAUGUCUGCGUUCGUCAAGGACGGCAAACCCAAUUCUUUGGGUAUCGGUAUACCCGCGGACAUGGGUUGCGCAAUUCAUCGAUCCGCUCCAAGUGUCCCGUCAGCACAAGUCUUUUUUGGUAUAGACAUCAGAGCAAGCGACCAAGGUCAUUGGUAUACUGGACGCAGAAAGGACUGUUCCGGACCCAGUGGUGAUCCGAUCCGGUGUCAAUUCCUCAUGAAACAUAGCGCUGGUCCCAUAGAAGUUCACAGGCGCGGGCCACGACGUGGAGGGCCAGGCGACUAUGCAUAAUAUUGAGCAAUGAAAGAAGAGAGAUGUCGCAAGAUGAUAGUGGCACAUUCGCACAUCAGCUGUCCAUCAAAGUCAUCGCCUGCCACGAGGGAUGCAUUGUCAGUCACAAGACUCGAUUGGCACAAAUGACAUUCUAUGCAUGUGCCUCAAACCGUGAACCCGUUCUAUUGUUAUAUUUUACUGCCCAACCUCGCUGCUCCUCCACCCAUCUCCAUUGCGGCGACGCCCUCAUCUUCCAGCGUCUCGGUCACAAAUCUGACCAUGUGCGGCACCAUGCUGCUGGGCACGUCAUGCCCGAUCCCUUCGAAGACGACAUCCUCCAGCACAAAGCCACUGCCCUCGAACCAGCCCCCCUUCCCACUGAUCGCCUUGAGCCAGUCUAUAAACGGCUUCGAAUGGGCGUAGGGCACCAAUUUGUCCGCUCCGCCAGAGAGGUUCAAGAGGCGCUUGUUGCCAAAACACCUCGUCAUGACGGGCAGCAGAACGGCCCUCUCCUCCUCGGUCAGGUCGGCGUGCAGUUUUUCUUGGUCCUUUCGCCAGUUCAGCCCGGGCAGCGACCAGAUCAACCCGGCGGGGUCGGACUUCUUGAUCGCGUCCACCAGCGCGGGCGGGAAGUCCGCGGAGCCCAGGAAGUCGCGCCCCGGCGGGGACGAGGACGUGUAGGUCUUGCGCUUCGACAGUCGCGCGCGGUCGGUCAUCAGGCGCGUGUAGUCCGGGCAGCCGAUGG